AUGGUUGCCAUCAAAAGUUUAGCGUUAUUGUCGGUCUCAAUUGCUUCGGUCAAUGCAUUAUCACUUAGUAAUGCACUUGAAUCCUAUGUUCAAGAAGUUGCUAGUGUAUUCAAGCCAUUGAAAGAAUUAAAACAACAGCCCGAAAUCGUUUAUACAUUUCCAGCACCUCCAGGACAAAAUGAAAAGCCGGUUCCUGGUGGGUCACCAAUCGUCCAAUGUGAUGCCACUGCACCACAGCUUUUAGAUUUACAAAAAGUUGAAAUCAUUCCAAAUCCUCCGCAAAAGGGAGCCAAUUUCAGCUUCACCGCUGAAGGUAUCUUAGCAGAAGAUGUCGAAGACGGUGCUUAUGUUGAGGUUGAUGUCAGAUAUGGUUAUAUCAGAUUAAUCCACCAAACCUUUGAUUUAUGUGAAGAAAUCACCAAGGUGGACUUGGAAUGUCCAAUUGAAAAGGGUAAACAAGUUAUCACCAAGGAAGUUGAGAUUCCAAAUGAAGUUCCCCCUGGAAGAUACAUUGUUAAUGCCAAAGCCUAUACUAAAGAUGAUGUUUUCAUUACUUGUUUAUCAGCUACAGUUGAUUUUGAAUAA
Messenger RNA from Hyphopichia burtonii NRRL Y-1933, 585 nucleotides. Its product is annotated as sterol transporter. Gene Ontology annotation, molecular function: sterol binding. NCBI's taxonomy places the organism in Eukaryota, Fungi, Ascomycota, Pichiomycetes, Serinales, Debaryomycetaceae. The transcript has a single exon. Gene Ontology annotation, biological process: intracellular sterol transport. The record is from RefSeq and is a predicted model, not a curated record. The coding region runs from base 1 to 585 and encodes 194 amino acids.